CGCGCUUUCUGGAAUUUUCUAUCCUAUUUUCUCUCCCUUUCGAUAUAAAUAAACGAACCAAUAAAAAGCCGCCUUCGUUGAUUCCGCCCUGUCUCCUCUCCCUCCCCCCUCGCUCUCGUUCUCGAAUCGAUUUACUUCGCGACCUCGUCGUGCGGUCUAAUCGAUCAAUAUUUCAAUUGUGAUUUUGGGCAUCGAAUCAAAAAAUAAGGAAAAUUCAGAAUGAGCGAAGUUUUUGAAGGCUACGAGCGGCAGUAUUGUGAGAUCUCCGCGGCUCUCUCGCGGAAGUGCACAUCGGCUGCUCUUCUCGAUGGAGAGCAAAAGAAGCAGAAGGUUUCGGAAAUUAAAUCUGGAGUGGAUGAUGCUGAAUCUUUGAUCCGAAAAAUGGAUCUCGAGGCAAGAAGUUUGCAGCCCAGUGUGAAAGCUGGAUUGCUUGCAAAGUUGAGGGAGUACAAGUCAGACUUGAAUAAUUUGAAAAGUGAGCUAAAAAAGAUUACUACUGUCAAUCCUAAUCAAGCGGCGAGGGAGGAUCUGCUUGAAUCAGGAAUGGCCGACACACUGAUGGUCUCCGCUGAUCAAAGAGGAAGGUUGAUGAUGUCAACAGAGAGAUUGAAUCAAUCUACUGAAAGGGUAAAGGAAAGUAGAAGAACAAUUUUGGAGACAGAAGAACUUGGCGUGUCAAUUCUUCAAGACCUGCAUCAACAACGUCAAUCUCUCUUGCAUGCUCAUAAUACACUGCAUGGAGUGGACGACCACAUCGGUAAGAGUAGAAAAAUCCUGACAGCCAUGUCGAAGAGAAUGGACAGGAACAAGUGGAUCAUCGGUGGCAUCAUUGUAGCGCUGGUUUUGGCAAUUGUGUUGAUCCUAUAUUUCAAGCUCAGGCAUUGAGUAGUAUUGAACGGAUCAAACUUUGUACAUCUCCUGCCUCGUGUGAAUCAGUUCUUCCAAUCAUUUCCUACUUUGAUGUUCCGUUUGGAUCCAGAUUUAUCAUUUGUUUGAUAUGGAAAACGUGUGUUUUCUUUACGCAGACAUAUAAAACACAUGUAUAAAUGUUUGUCAAACCAAAACUUGUUUAAAUAUAAAGUGUGUUGAUUUGCUUUUCAA
Messenger RNA from Musa acuminata subsp. malaccensis (wild Malaysian banana), 1101 nucleotides. RefSeq names its product vesicle transport v-SNARE 13. Gene Ontology annotation, molecular function: SNAP receptor activity; SNARE binding. The record is from RefSeq and is a predicted model, not a curated record. Gene Ontology annotation, cellular component: endoplasmic reticulum membrane; Golgi apparatus; SNARE complex. NCBI's taxonomy places the organism in Eukaryota, Viridiplantae, Streptophyta, Magnoliopsida, Zingiberales, Musaceae. Gene Ontology annotation, biological process: vesicle fusion; intracellular protein transport; vesicle-mediated transport.